Molecule: messenger RNA, 876 nt
Organism: Trichoderma atroviride IMI 206040
Lineage: Eukaryota; Fungi; Ascomycota; Sordariomycetes; Hypocreales; Hypocreaceae
Biological process (GO): steroid metabolic process
Cellular component (GO): membrane
Molecular function (GO): 3-oxo-5-alpha-steroid 4-dehydrogenase activity
Source: RefSeq, a predicted model, not a curated record
AUGUCGUUGAUUGAAGGGUGGUAUCCGCCCACGCGGGAGAAUUACGAGCGUCUGCUGUUUUGGUGGCAGAUUGGCUAUCCGAUUUGUGGUUCGCUGCAGUGGGUUAUUAGCUGGUAUGGCAUGGGCAAAACGUCUGUGAGCAGCAGAUUCAACAUUCCUGGCCGGCUGGCCUGGAUCACGAUGGAGUGUCCUGGGUUCUUGACGUUGCUGUACGUUAUGAAUACGUUGCCGCAGAAAGCUGGUGUCGAUGACUUGCCGUUCCAGAAUCGAGUGCUGGGAGGACUCUUUGUCAUCCACUACUGCUACCGAGCUGUUCUCUUCCCCUUACUCCAGCCUUCCAUGUCUCCCAUCCACGUUGGCGUCUGGUCUCUCGCCUUUGGCUUCCAGGUCUGCAACGCCCUCUGCAUCUCCUCCUGGCUCUCCGCCUACGGCCCAACCACCACCGAAGCCUGGUCCUCCGUGUGCUCCGUUCCCCAGUUCAUCUUUGGCAUUGGCAUCUUCUACCUCGGUCUCUCGUCAAACUUCUUCCACGACGAGGAGCUGCGAGAAAUCCGGCGCCGCGAGCAGAAGCGCCAGGAACGCAUCCGCAAAAAGGCCGGCGGCGACGGCCAGGCCGCCGGCGUGGAGAAGCACUACCAAAUCCCGCAGGCGGGGCUGUUUCGGUACAUGCUGUAUCCGCACUACUUGUCGGAGUGGGUUGAGUGGUUUGGCUUCUGGAUGGCGGCUGGGUGGGGGUGUGCGCCUGCCAGGGCGUUUCUCGUGAAUGAGAUCUUUUCUAUGCUGCCGAGGGCUGUGAAUGGGAAGAAGUGGUACAUGGAGAGGUUUGGGGAGGAUAAGAUUAAGAAGAAGUGGGCUAUCAUUCCUGGAGUGUGGUAA